Oncorhynchus masou masou (cherry salmon) is the source of this 8547-nucleotide messenger RNA. RefSeq lists its product as uncharacterized. Lineage: Eukaryota; Metazoa; Chordata; Actinopteri; Salmoniformes; Salmonidae. Gene Ontology annotation, cellular component: plasma membrane. Bases 4746 to 5177 code for a protein of 143 amino acids. Gene Ontology annotation, biological process: cytokine-mediated signaling pathway. The transcript is spliced from 3 exons. The record is from RefSeq and is a predicted model, not a curated record. Gene Ontology annotation, molecular function: cytokine receptor activity; protein binding.
GGGGGGGGGGGUUCACCAGAUUUACUCAUAUGGUUUGAUCUCAAUGGAUUACAUGGCCAACUAAAGGUUAAAAUGGUGUCAGUCAUGUUAUGUCUGUGAAUUGUUCACGCAUGGUUAUCCUUGUUUGUGUGAGAUCUUGAAUAUGAAAGUGUCGCAUAUGUGAGAAUGUGUGUGUGAUCUAUUCCUGUGUGUUUGUGUGUUGACUUUGAAGUGUUCCGUGUGAACUCUCAGGAUCAUCUAGAGCCGUCUGUACCACCCGUCUGUAUUCCCUGAACUUAAACUGUGUCCUGCAGUGGGAUUGUCCACAGGCGAACGCCACCACCACCUACACCGUCCAAACUAAGACUCAGGGGUGUGUCUGACUCCUCAUUGCUCACUAUUGACUUAAUGGACUAGUAUCUAGUUCGACGGUUCCUCUCAGCUAAAUGCUGUUCUAAGAUUUGGGGUUCUGUCUGUCUGCUGUCUCCAUUGACCUAAUCCAUCUAGCUCAAAUAGUAUGCUGUAUUACUGUUUUGCUAUUUUCUAGAAUUGGUAGUGAAUUGUUUCCUAGAAAACCACUACAUUGACGUAUCUUCUGUAAUGUUUGUUCUGUGUGUAACUAUGUUAGUCAUUUUAAGUAGUAUUUUUAAGUAGUAUUUUUAAAUCAAGUCAUUGAAGGUUGUAAUCAGCAAUGGGAUUCUGACUAGUCAUUUACUUUUACAGUGAAGCAAAUAUGGAUAUUGCAACUGUUGGGAGUGUGAGGGGAAAGCUAGCCUAGAAAGGAAAUGGAAAGCAAAUGUAUUGUGUGAACAAAGCGCUCUAGCGAUGCGGAGAGGAGCCGGCGAGAGGGGUAGCGUGAGAGUGGAGAAUUUCAAACUUGUGGUUUUUGCAGAGAAACCUCAAAGGGUUUUAAUCCGAGAGAUGAAUCAGUCACUCGAGUCCAUGGUUGGUUGACUUUAUGGGUAGAUGGGCUCCGAUAGAUGGGCACUAUUGUUUCCUACCACAGCCGUGAAAACACCCUGGCUGCUCCUCUCCCCUGCCACCUGGUUUCAGUCAUAACCAUCACCACCCAUGUCAUCCAACAACCAGUGUGUGCCUGUUAUCUUGUGUGGGUAUUGCAUAUUUUCAGAAAGGACAUUUCCACAUACAUUUUAGAAGAUCGGAAUAAUAAAUACCACAUAGUUAAUCUCCGUGUUUGUGUAUGUUUCUAUGUGUACAGUAUAUAGUACCAGUCAAGUUUGGACACACCACCUCAUUCCAGGGUUUUUCUUUAUUUUGACAAUUUUCUACGUUGUAGAAUAGUGAAGACAUCAAAACUAUGAAAUAACACCUGGAAUCAUGUAGUAACCCAAAGUGUUAAACAAAUCAAAAUAUAUUUGAGAUUCUUCAAAAUAGCCACUCUUUGCCUUGAUAACAGCUUUGCAUUCUCUCAACCAACUUUGAGGUAGGCACCUGGAAUGCAUUUCAAUGAACAGGAGUGCCUUGUUAAAAGUACAUUUGUCGAAUGUCUUUCUUUCCUUAAUGCAUUUGAGCCAAUCAGUUGUGUUGUGACAAGGUAGGGGUGGUAUACAGAAGAUGGCACUAUUUGGUAAAAUACCAAGUCCAUAUUAUGGCAAGAACAGCUCACAUAUGCAAAGAGAAACAACAGUCCAUUACUUUAAGAUAUGAAGGUCAGGCAAUCUGGAAAAUUUCAAGAACUUUGAAAGUAAAAACCAACAAGCGCUACGAUGAAACUGGCUCUCAUGAGGACUGCCACAGGAAAGGAAGACCCAGAGUUACCUCUGCUGCAGAGGAUAAGUUCAUUCGUUACCAGCCACAGAAAUUGCAGCCGAAAUAAAUGUUCCACGGAGUUCACGUAACAGACCGAUCUCAACAUCAACUGUUCAGAGGAGACUGCAUGAAUCAGGCCUUCAUGGCCGAAUUGCUGCAAAGAAACCAUGAUUUCCGGAUGUGUGAUUCCCACCGUGAAGCAUGGAGGAGGAGGUGUGAUGGUGUGGCCGUGCUUUGCUGGUGACACUGAUUAAUUUAGACUUCAAGGCACACUUAACCAGCAUGGCUACCACAGCAUUUUGCAGUGAUACCAUCCCAACUGGUUUGCGCUUAGUGGGACUAUCGUUUGUUUUUCAACAGAACAAUGACCCAAAACACACCUCCAGGCUGUAUAAGGGUGAUUUGACCAAGGAGAGUGCUGCAUCAGAUGACCUAGCCUCCACAAUCCCCCGAUCUCAAAUCAAAUGUUAUUUGUCACAUGGUUAGUAGAUGUUAAUGCGAGUUUAGCGAAAUGUUUGUGAUUCUAGUUCCGACAAUGCAGUAAUAACCAACGAGUAAUCUAACUUAACAAUUUCACAACUACCUUAUCCACACAAGUGUAAAGGGAUGAGGAAUAUGUACAUAAAAAUAUAUGAAUGAGUGAUGGUACAGAACGGCAUAGGCAAGAUACAGUAGAUGGUAUCGAGUACAGUAUGUACAUAUGAGAUGAGUAAUGUAGGGUAUGUAAACAUUAAGUGGCAUUGUUUUAAGUGGCUAGAGUUGAGUCAGUAUGUUGGCAGCAGCCACUCAAUGUUAGUGAUGUCUGUUUAACAGUCUGAUGGCCUUGAGAUGGAAGCUUUUUUUCAGUCUCUCUCUCCCAGCUUUGAUGCACCUGUACUGACCUCGCCUUCUGGAUGAUAGCGGGGUGAACAGGCAGUGGCUCGGGUAGUUGUUGUCCUUGAUGAUCUUUAUGGCCUUCCUGUGACAUCGGGUGGUGUAGGUGUCUUGGAGGGCAGGUAGUUUGCCCCCGGUGAUGCAUUGUGCAGACCUCACUACCUUCUGGAGAGCCUUACGGUUGUGGACGGAGCAGUUGCCAUACCAGGCGGUGAUACAACCCGACAGGAUGCUCUCGAUUUGUGCAUCUGUAGAAGUUUGAGUGCUUUUGGUGACGAGCCGAAUUUCUUCAGCCUCCUGAGGUUGAAGAGGCGCUCCUGCGCCACCUUCACCACGCUGUCUGUCUGGGUGGACCAAUUCAGUUUGUGUGAACUCUUUCAAGACUGUUGGAAAAGCAUUCCUCAUGAAGCUGGAUGAGAGAAUGCCAAGUGUGUGCAAAGCUGUCAAGGCAAAGGGAGGCUACUUUGAAGAAUCUCAAAUAUAAAAUAUAUUUUGUUUAACACCUUUUUUUGGUUACUACAUGAUUCCUUAUGUGUUAUUUUAAUGUUUUGAUGUCUUCACUAUUAUUGUACAAUAUAGAAAAUAGUCCAAAUAAAGAAAACCCAUGAAUGAGUGUCUCUGAACGUUUGACUGUGUGUUGCAGUGAUUCGUGGCAGGACGUGGAGAGUUGUGUGCGGUUCUCCUCCCAGCUGUGUGACCUGUCCGAGGCCUUCUCUAACUUCGAGGUGUACAACAUGAUCCGCCUGGGCCUCCACCAGGGCCCGGGGAGUCCAGUCUGGACAGAAAAUCUGGGGUUUGGCGUCCGUGAUUUCAGUCAGUAGCCUGUCUCUAAGACCUGUCACGUAUCUUGCCAUGGCGAUUUAUUGUUCAAAUCAACAACAAAAAAGAAGAGCAUUUAACCAUUUUAAUACACUGCAGAGUUCAAAUAGAGAGGGCUAAAAUGGCUAAAGGCACUUGCAUGAAGAGAUUGUUGUGAUUUUGAAAUGAAAGUGGCUUUGUUUCUCUUCAGACUUCAGCAGUCCCUCUGUCUUGGUCUCUCUGUCUGGAGAGAGGCUGGGAGUGGAGGUGCACUUACCUUGUUCUAGCAAAAGGGAGUGUCUUCCUCUGCAGAGUUGCUGUCCACUGUCAAAUUUUAUUGACCUCUGCGUCACUGUGACAGUAUAUGACCGACAGAACCCCUCCGACUACAAGGUACCCCUGUUGCCAUCGGCGAUACCACUUUUUGCUGACCCUCCUCCUUUUGUCUUGCUCGGUCUCGUUCACACAUCCUUUUUACCUGCUGCUAUGUAAGUGGUACAAUGUUAAGGAGUGAGUGCACAGAAACUACACAUGUUUCCAGUGGUGUAAAGUACUUGUGUAAAAAUACUUUAAAGUACUACUUAAGUUGUUUUUUAGUCUAGCUGUAUGUAUGUAUGUAUGUGUGUGUGUGUGUGUGUGUGUAUUUUUUUUGUAAACAUAUUUUACUUCACUACAUUCCUAAAUAAAAGUAUGUACUUUUUCCCUUACACCCAAAAGUACUCGUUACAUUUUGAAUGCUUAGCAGGACAGGAAAAUGGUCUAAGUCACACACUUAACAAGAGAACGUUCCUAAUCAUCUCUACUGCCUCUGUGCCAUUGCAGACUCACUAAACCCAUGCUUCGUUUGUAAAUGAUGUCUGUGUGUUGGAGCGUGCCCCUGGCUAUCUGUAAAUUCAAAAACAAGAGAAUGGUGCUGUGUGUUUUGCCUAAUAUAAAGAAUUUGAAAUGACUUAUACUUUAACCUUUGAUACUUAAGUAUCAAAAGUAAAUGUAGUUGCUAAAAUAUACUUAAGUAAUACUUUUAGACUUUUACUCAAGUAGUGUUUUACUGGGUGACUUUCACUUGUUAUUUUCUAUUUAAAGUACCUUUAAAAAAAAAAUGUUUACUCAAGUAUGACAAUUGGGUACUUUUUCCAGCACUGGUUGUUUCUUUGCUGCAUUUUUUUUGUGUGUGUGCAUUUGUUAGUACAAGUGUCCUUGAUUGGCUCUCUGUGACACACUGUCUGAUACAGCCUCUCUGAUUGGCUGAUCCUCUUGCAUGUGUCUGAUACAGCGUUUGUGAUUGGCUGGUCCUAUUGCAGACGCAGACUGGUUUGGUCCAGACGAUGGUGUAUGGGGCAGAGUUCUCAAACCUGGUCCCAGGACAUGACUACUGUGUCGUGGCUAACUUCUCCGUCAGUCCGGCCACCUUCCCCCAGGCCUCGUCUCCUCCCUCGGACCCCAGUUGUGUCCACCAUGCUGGCCCAGGUCUAGGGUUGCAGCGAGUGUUGUUGGGGAUAGGAGUGUGUGCUGUACUCUUCUCUCCUCUCCUUGCUCUGGCUCUGUACCUGCUGAAACAAAAACGAGACGCACCACACGCAUCUCUUCAGGCAUUCCUCAAGGACCUGCCGGAGUCCCCUUCAGACCCUGUUGACCCCAGUGACAUUGUAGAUGACCACCUCUCCAUCCUGUCCUCUUUCUCCAGCUGUGUCUGCACCGAGGCCCAGGCCCCAAGCCUGGGUAAUGGGUACAACAGCAGCCCCUUCCUCAGUGACUAAAGGUCAGGAAACAUGCACUGGAACACUGAGGGAAUGGAACUGGACCUGAACUCAAGCAGCACCAUAUCCCUGCCAUGCUCCACUGUGCCUAUAGGCCUGCAUAUGAUCCAGUGCAGCUUUGAUUCACCUCGACAACCACAUCCAGGGCCCAAUGUGCCAGUUCUACCGUACCCUGGUUCUCUAUCUCUGUCAGAGGCCGUGGAGGGCCAGGUGGUCCCGCUGUGUUCUGUGAGGUUUGGGAGGGUGAGUGAGGGGGAUGGGGGUGAGAACCUUGAGGGACUACAGUGGCGUAACCUGUAGCAUGUUGCAUUGCAGUACUCACAAUGCCAUAUUUAACAUAUUCCUAUGGACUCCACAGUGCUGAGAGGAGUUCAAACUUUAUUGACCAUUUUUGUUGAAAAUUGUAAUUUUUUUUCCCCCCAGCUUACAGGCAUACAUUUUCAGUUCCAACAGGACUGUGGUAUGGUCCAGCACCUUACCAAGGUCAACCAUAACAGGGACAAUACUGGACAGUGCAAUCAUAAACACAUACACUCUUAGAAAAAAGGGUUUCAAAAGGGUUCUUCGGCUGUCCCCAUAGGGGAACCCUUUUCGGAACCAAAACUAUUCUUCCUGGAACCAAAAAGGGUUCUUCAAUGGGUUAUCCUAUGGGGACAGCCGACAAACCUUUUUAGGUUCCAGAUGGCACCUUUUUUUCCUAAGGGGGGUUUAUUAUUCUGACUCCCCUUUAAAUGUCCUUUGUCUACUGUACCAUGUGCCAAGUCUGUCUUUUCUGCUCUUUUUCUGUGUCAUAAUAGGUUGUACUCCCCCCUCUCUCUGCCUUGCUUCUGACUCACUGUUGCCCCAUCCCAUCUCCGGCCUGACCCCCACUCUCUUACCCGUGUCUGACAUCUCAUUCUGGGGGAGGAGGGUAGGGGAACAUCUCUCUCCUGCCUCUCGUUUCACUGGUGGUGCACUUUUCCCGGAACAUUAGAACAUUCGGGGGUAGAGACAGAGGAGACGUUGGAUGGGAAACAGUGAUUGGCCCUAUUGUUCUGGAAACCACAGCCUGCGUAUGGCUCAUAAUAAUAUCACUGUCUGGAGGAUUUUGAUUAAUGUAUUCAUGUUGUUGGUCUAAUAUUGGGGUUGGAUCAUGAGUCCAAACUAAGCAGUGUGUUUGCCUGCCAAUCAUAAACAUAACUUCUCAGGCAUCCAACAGGUAUCACAUCUAACUUUGGUUUUUGGAGCAACUUUUUAUGGGUUCUGCUGUAUUUGCAGUCAAUUCACCGGAAACCUGAUCCAAAAUGGUCGCUUUGUGGCUCACUCUUCACUGGUGUGUGCUGGCUAGCUCUGCAGCUGAGGUGGUGAAGUUGGAUUGGGGAUUUACGUGGUGUUUGACAGGCAGUAAAAAAUGUUGGGGGGGGGCCUUGCCUGUUAUGCAUGUGACAUUUAAUGCCAAAAUAACAUCAGUUUGCAAACAGUGCAAUAAAAAUAAAUGAGUUAAUAAAUCCGCAUACAAACAUGGUCUCUUUCUUGCUUUCUAAGGCAGCUCCAAAAUGCAGGUGUUUCAGCCUAGCUCAUUGCUUUCUUUGGUGGGUCAGCCAGUAGAAAAUAUGGAGUGCGGGUUUUGGUAAUGUUCUCUAGUUGCGCCGUGAUUGGCUCAGUGUUCGGUCACUCAUAGGGACACUACGUCACCGCUAAGUCUAAGGGUAGAGCUUAAAAAUUCAAACCUCUUGGGUUCUGCCAUAGUUAUGUCAACGUCAUACUUUCAAAAUCUUAGCUAGCAGUGAUCAUGAAUCAAGUUGAUAAUCUACUGGCAAAUCCUUUUUAAUCCUUGUAUAUGAAGAGAAACUAUAGAUAAAACGUAUCAGUACUCAUCGGCCAUUGGACAUAAACAUUACACAAGUUGGAAAUCGCAAAUUCAACAAUGAAGGGUUUGGAAGGAGUCCGUGGCUAACUGCAAGCAUUGCAAAGCAAUCACUAGCCUGCUUUUCAGUGGAGUUGCUGUGGUCCCAAGUCUGGGAUUAAGGGUCUCUUUUCCAAGUUUAAAAUUAUGAACAUUCAACUUUGGCCAUGCUGUCAAUGAUGCAUGAUUUGUGCCAUGCUCAAAACCACUUAACUCAGAACAGCGAAAUUGGGAGGAAAAAACGAGUUCCGAUUGGGGAAAAUACAUUUUGGUCGAACUCAGAAUCGGAACCCGGGCCUCUUUCUAGAGCUAUGACCUGAAGAUCACUGACGUCAUCAUGAUUCAACUCUUUUUGAGUUCCCAGUUGUCUUGGACCACCUUCCUGUUCAUGUAGCCUUCCUAUAACCUGUUUUUUGAGAAAUGUAAUCAUUGAAAGAGCUUUCAUUGUCUGCUUAUGUGCACCUUUAUUUAUCCUACAGUUCUGACUUGGUGUACAGGGAGAAUACCUUAAGAACGGCCCGUGUUCUGAAUUCUGUCACUGUACAUUUCAAAAGGGUUGAACAAGUUGACUACAUCCGUCCUAGCUCAUAUAUUAAAAAAUAAAUAAUCAAAAUCACAGAUUGGCUCUCCACUUGUCCCCUUAUUUACAUUUACAUUUAAGUCAUUUAGCAGACGCUCUUAUGCCAUAGUUUGUACAUCUCAACUGUCAGUUAAGCAAGCUGACUUAAACAUUUUUUUUGCAAGUCAGCCAUGUUUGUUUUAAUUUUAAAUGAAGUAAAUGAGGCUGAAUGAAUUGUUUUGCUGGCAGACAAGGCUCUGCUGAUAGCCAGGUGUAGCAGUGGUAAGGUGUUGGGACAGCUUUAUGUAUGCACCGUUUGUCACUGUUAUAGUGCAAUUAAUGUAUUGUUCGGUGUUGAGGCUUGGCUGGCAUGCCUCCCACAUUUUCUUUGUUUGUCCCCCAACCAAGAUUUACAUGCUAAAAUCGCCACUGUCACAGGGUGACCUUUUCGAAAAUGACUAAUUCAUGGGUCAGCUGAAAGUCUGCUCGUGUCUGGAAGUGAAUACAUGAUACCCUUGCUUUCCAUUCGGGUGCCAACUGUUCUGUAAAUGUCAAGUUUCAUAUUAACCAGAGAGGAGGGGGAAGAUGUAUAUGUGAGCACAGCAGAGCUUGGAAAAAAAAACACCACCCACAAGCCUAAUUAAAAACUGCUUGAAAUGAGCAACAAUGAGAUCAGCUUGAAGACUUUGUUGCGCAAUGCUCGAUAAGUGUAAUUGCUGAUGUUCGUUAUGUAUAGUUUCCAUUCCAACACCAUAAGGAAAUGUAAAUCGAGUGAACAAUGUUUGUCAUUUUGAAGUGAUUUUAUGUACAAUAUCUUGCUUUGUUUUUCCAUUUCCUAACCAGUUGUAUUUUUUUUAUGGUAAUCCAUUUACAAGUACAAUGAGUACUACUGUUCUUUUGUACACAAAAUAAAAAGCAACUAAAGG